UAUUAUUAAAAUUUGUUUUUUGUCAAAUCUAUUAUUAAAUUUAAAUCUGUAGAAUCCAAUUUUGUUGUGAUGAAUAUCACUGACAAACUUUUCAGAAGUAAUAAGGUGAUUAAGAUCAACAAAGAAUUUGAGGACGAGCACUUAGUCAAAUUUAUGACAAAGUUCUUUGUAUUCGCCGGGAUCUGGAAGUCAGGCAAUGACCACCAGCAUAAUUCAAUGGUGGCCAUUUUCAACCUGACAGUGUUAACUGUGGCCUUUCUUAGUAUUUCUUACAUGUUCAUUCUGAAAUACAACGACAUUGAUAUGAACACAGAGAUUCUGCUCCACUUUGUUGAAAUAUUCCACACAAUUUGUACCCAAAUCAUGCUAAUCUGGAAGAGACAGAACGUUGCUCGUUUGGCUGAGGUAUUCACUAUCUCCCUAGACCGAAUGGACCUGCCUGUCAAUGAUAGACAAAGUUGUGUUUUGAUCCUUAGAAAAGAACAAGAUUCUUUUUUGAGAGUGAUGAAAAUGGCGUUCGCAGCUAUAGUUUCUGUGUAUAUCAGCGUUAUCAUAGACUCAAAUGCAUUUUUGGUAUUUGGCAAUCAGAAGCUCCUAUAUCCUACUUGGUUCCCCUUUGACACUGAUGUUAAUCACAUAUGGUUUUAUUACCUGGCGGUCGUGUUCCAACUAUUGGUCUACAUUGAGUUGUUGUUUGUAGACUUGGCUGCUGUUGGGUUGUGGUACGGUACUAUCAACUCGGUCAGUGGUAUGCUUCAUAUUCUUGGUAUGUGUUUUCAGGAGGAAGAGGAACCCUCAGGAGCCAACAAAACCAAGUGUCUUGUUGACUUUCAUAAUCGGAUGAAAGAACUCAUUAAGGAUUUAAACUUGUCGGUUGGAAUCAUAUUUUUGGAAGUUGUUUUGACAAGCCAGAUUGCCAUAUGUUUCUGUGGAUUCCACGUCGUUCAGGCUAUCUACACAAGGGAAUCAACUCGAUUGUUUAAGUUUUUCAUCGGUGUUGGAGUUUUCACACUGAUGCUGUUUGUAUACUGUACUUCAGGACAGAAACUAAUAAAUAAGAGUGAAGAUCUCCACAACAAUCUAUACUUCUGUCAGUGGUAUGAACGUUCCAAAACAUUCAAGAGAACAAUUUACUUCUGUCAGACCAACACUAUGAGGCCUCUGGUCAUCGAUGGCACUCUUAUGAUCCCAGCCAACCUGCAAACCUUUGUCCAUGCAAGUAUCAGUAAAGAUAACACUGUUAUAGUUGUUGUUCAUAACACCAUCACCUUACACAGUAUACUGUACGCCAUGCAGCAUUUGUUAAGUCAUUAAACAUAACAGAACAAGUGCCUUUUCUCCAUAUAUAUAUACACUUAAAGAGUUUAUUUUUUAGGCAUUAUUAUUUAUUCUAAGUAGGAAGUAGCUCUGUAUAGAUGUUAGUUAUCCUAAUAUACACGUCAACAUCACAUACACUAAUUAUAGGCAGUGAUGUCGCUACCUUUUAAAAAACAUUAGGACAUAUGAGUUUUUUACCCACACAUGUAACAAAAUCAGCUAACUUGUGAACUGAAAAAGAAUACUGUCUUGUGCAAUGUAUUUUCUCUUAGAAGAGUUUAUAUUCAAAACUAAAUAUAAAUUUAAUCAUUCACUUAUUACAAUUUUUGAUCAUUACAACUUCACUGUGACAGCUAUUUAAUAACAUUGACAAGGCACUGAUGUGACUAUAUUUAUUUAGAAAGGUUGUUAUUUUCCUUGUAUUGUUUGUGAUUAUUUUCCUUGUGCACUUUGUGCUACAGAAUACAGAACUUUAAACAGUUUUGAUUAACAAUCUAUCUUUAUUAUAUAUAAUUGAUCUUUAGCCAAUAUAUUAUUAAUGAAUUGAAAGUAUUUUAUUUCUUUGAAAUGGACUCCCAGCAUUUGUUGUAUUUAAAUUUUGUUUUUUAAAGAUUAUUUUUUAACUAAUCAACUGAUUUCAAUCAAACUUUGGCCAGACCUUUCUGUUAAUAAGAUUUAUUUAUAUUUUACAAGAGUAACUAUGUGUAGCAAGUUUAAUGCAAAAUUUAGUGAUACUUUUUUUAAUUGAACAAAAAAUAAAGAAGAACAUCAGUAUUGUGCCAAUCCAGCACUCCACAUUUUGAAUGUUUACACAUUAUCCAAUAAUACAAAAAUAUUCAUAUGGUGGUUCCUAAUAUACCCCCUUCACCAAUAGAAAACAGACAGAAAAUUAUACAUGUUUUAAACAAAUGAACACACAUUUUUUCUUUAAACUUAGAAACAAUACACUAAAAUAUUGGGCAAGAGUUCUGGAACACUACGCCAGUUCAAUAAGGUGAUUUUAAAUAAUUUCUAGGAUAUUUAAAAUGAUUAAACAAACAUUAUUCUCUGUUUCAGUCGAUGGAAGCAGUAUUCUCAUAUCUGAACUUUCUUCUUGUUAUCAAGGAUAAAUCAUACAGAGCUGUGAACUGAGUACACAGCACAGACUUUUCACCCUCACAAUGUUGUAUUAGUGCAAUUGAUCUCUUAGAAUAGAAUUAAAUCAUGUACUAGAGUAAACAGUGGUCAAUACCACUGUUAUUUCUUCAGUUUUUAAUUCACCAACAGUCUGAAAAUCAUGUAAUGACAAUGAAAUAAAAGCACUAUAUAACUGGAA
This is a messenger RNA of Homalodisca vitripennis (glassy-winged sharpshooter), 2632 nucleotides long. RefSeq names its product odorant receptor 33b-like. Gene Ontology annotation, biological process: sensory perception of smell; detection of chemical stimulus involved in sensory perception of smell. Gene Ontology annotation, cellular component: plasma membrane. Gene Ontology annotation, molecular function: olfactory receptor activity; odorant binding. Lineage: Eukaryota; Metazoa; Arthropoda; Insecta; Hemiptera; Cicadellidae. Bases 70 to 1314 code for a protein of 414 amino acids. The transcript is spliced from 4 exons. The record is from RefSeq and is a predicted model, not a curated record.